Messenger RNA from Vombatus ursinus (common wombat), 611 nucleotides. RefSeq names its product dispanin subfamily A member 2b-like. The transcript is spliced from 3 exons. Gene Ontology annotation, biological process: host-mediated suppression of symbiont invasion; type I interferon-mediated signaling pathway; negative regulation of viral genome replication. Gene Ontology annotation, cellular component: plasma membrane. The record is from RefSeq and is a predicted model, not a curated record. The coding region runs from base 21 to 356 and encodes 111 amino acids. Lineage: Eukaryota; Metazoa; Chordata; Mammalia; Diprotodontia; Vombatidae.
UGAGCCAGCCCGUCUAAGCCAUGCCUGAGCACACUGCCAUCACCGUGCAGGGCGGGGGACCAGAGAAGGGGAACACUUCGAACCCUCCUCGUGACUACCUGCUGUUCUCCCUCUUCAACAUUCUGGUGUUGGGAAACCCUUGUUGUCUCAGCUUCAUGGCGCUCGUUUAUUUGGUCAAGUCCAGGGACCGGAAGCUGGCUGGGGACAUGAAUGGGGCCUUGAGCUACGGAAACACCUCCAAACAGUUGAACAUCUCUGCCGCCAUCUUGAACGUGCUGCUCCUCAUUUUCUUCACCAUCCUGUUUUUUAUUUAUGUGGUUCCCUUGAUCCGGAUGCUGUUCAACUAUCAAAGGUGAGGAAACUGAGACCCAGAGAAAUCUAGUGACUUGCCCAAGGUCAUACAUUACACAAGCCACAAAACAGAAGAAAUCCUGGCUCUGACACUAUUUUCGUGAUCUUAGGAAAGUUACCUCAACUCCCUUGGGGCUGGACUAGGCCCCUGAAGCUACUAGCACCCCCAGCUCUCUGACCUUCUGAUUGUUUUCAGGUCCCUUCCAACAAAAAAAUCUACAAUCCUGCAAAGUAACAAGAAAUAAAGAUGUUGAGGUGUG